Molecule: messenger RNA, 3723 nt
Organism: Amblyraja radiata (thorny skate)
Lineage: Eukaryota; Metazoa; Chordata; Chondrichthyes; Rajiformes; Rajidae
Product: ergothioneine biosynthesis protein 1-like
Exons: 19
Coding region: 89-2416 (775 amino acids)
Biological process (GO): protein oxidation
Molecular function (GO): formylglycine-generating oxidase activity
Source: RefSeq, a predicted model, not a curated record
AAAGUAUAGGACCUCCUCUAUCACAUUCGUUAUAAAAGCUCAUCCUACACUGUGCUGAAAGGCAGCUCUACUGAGAGGACAUCUAAAAAUGAAGUCUGUUCUUACUGGAAAGUUUUGUUUGACCUCUCUUAAACCUUGUGAUCUUUCCAACUGCACAAAGAAGGACAUUUUGGAUUACUUUGAGAAUACCUAUGAUUUGGAUGAAACCCUGUUCACUUCCCUCAAAGAUGAAUCUAGCUUCUAUCUGUGCCCAGACCGAUUGCGACUGCCACUGAUCUUCUACUUCUGCCAUCCUCCAGUUCUCUAUAUGAAUAAACUGCUGCUCUCUGGUCUCGUCAAGGAUCAAGUGGACCCCAGUAUUGAAGCUCUCUUUGAGGCUGGAGUAGAUGAGAUGUCAUGGGAUGACACGGAGAACUAUCGGCUGGGAGGAAGCUUCAAAUGGCCGACAUUAUGCGAAUGUAUUAAGUACAGGAGGAAAGUACGGGAUGUAGUUCGCACAGUGAUCCAGGAAACUCCAUUGGAGCUUCCAAUAACAAUGGACAGUCCUUGGUGGGCAAUUUUCAUGGGAUUUGAACACGAGCGAAUCCAUUUGGAAACUUCUUCUGUGCUAAUUCGUCAGCUGCCAAUUCAUUUGGUUCAAAGGCCACUGAACUGGAAAUAUGCCUCAUCAAAAAGUGGUUUACAACCAUCUGCCAAUCCCUUAAUCAAAGUCUCAGGCUCCAGAGUUACUUUUGGAAAACCAAGGAAUUUCCCAUCAUAUGGCUGGGACAAUGAAUAUGGACAAAUGAUAACAGAUGUGCCGGAGUUUGAAGCCAGCAAGUAUCUCAUAACAAAUGGUGAAUAUUGGAAGUUUGUGCGAGAUGGAGGAUAUGACAAGGAAGAUUACUGGACCAGGGAAGGCUGGGAGUGGAGGAAGUAUUGUCAGGCUCAGCAUCCCACCUUCUGGGUCUGUUCUAAAGGAUGCAAGAGUGGCUGUGGAGCUAGCCUUGCAAAUUAUUCUCACUGUCAAUUACAUAAAGUCUCCCUAAACAACGUUAAAACAGGAUGCACAGAUGAACCUCGCCAUAGCAGUCCGCAAGGGCAUUGGAAUGGUGAUGAAAAGAUUACCGAGGAAGUAUUACCAGAGUACAGGUACAGAGCUAUGUUUGACCUUCUCCCGAUGCCCUGGGAUUGGCCAGUGGAAGUCAACUAUCAUGAAGCAAAGGCCUUUUGUACAUGGAAUGGCAAUGGAUAUCGCUUGCUAACUGAAGCCGAGCAUCAUCAGAUUCAACACGACAACCAGAAGCCUAUGGAAGGUGACGUUACCUCUGAUCCAAUAUUUUGUGAUGAUGUAAAGGUGAAAUACAACCUCAACCUGGCUUAUGGGUCACCAACACCUGUUGCUAUGUAUCCACCCAACCAGGCAGGUUUUCAUGAUGUGUUUGGCAAUGUCUGGGUGUGGACUGAAGAUCAAUUUAAUGGACUUCCAGGGUUUGACACUUCCUACCUGUAUGAUGACUUCUCCAGCCCUUGUUUUGAUGGCACGCAUACAAUGAUCCUGGGUGGCUCCUGGAUUGCAACAGGCGACGAGGCUUCAAGAUUUGCACGGUUUUCCUUUCGGAGGCAUUUUUUCCAGCAUUUGGGCUUCCGCUUGGCAAGAACCUGCCAUGGGUUAAGGAGUCCAGCCGCAGUGGUGAAUGUUGAAGGGUUUGCUCCAGGGCUCACAAACGGAGCAGAUUACCCAACCGCUGUCUCCAAGGAAUCUCUGCUACUGGUCCCAGUUCCCAGCAGCAACACUCAAUUCUACUAUGAGACAGAUGCUGCUUUGCAGGAGCAGCUGGAGUUGGAGUAUGGAGACCUGGGUGAAAGCAGUUACUGCCGCCAGUUGUUUGGGGUGUGCAAGCAGGUGAUCAGGGAGCAGCAGCCACCACGGACGGCUGGCCUUGUCCUGGGUAGCGGAACCGGGCUCAUGACCUUCAUGUUGACCCAGCUGUUUCACAAGGUCAUUGGAAUAGACUACAGUGGAAGGUUUAUUGAUACUGCACAGCAGAUAAAAUGCACAGGACACCAGAAUUCUGAGGUCAAGUGCCCAGAGUAUUUGGACAGAGAGAGAGUGGUGUUUAAACAGCUCACAUGGAUUCCUAAUGAGGUUGAACGUCAGAGUUUUUUACUUCUUAAUUUCCUUGAUCGCACCAUGAAUCCCUCAGCUUGGCUAGCACGUUUGCCUGCUCUCGUGCAAUCUAAAGGUUUGGUUGCCAUCGUCUCAGAAAAGUGGAAAAGAAACAACUUGUGUCAAAGAUUUCAAGAACUCGGGCAACAGUGGUUCUUUGUGGAACAAAGAGAAAUCAAAACAGGAGGAAAACAAAGCAAAAAAGUCGCCUUUGUGACUUUCUGGAAGCCAUACCAACCCGCAGGAUUGGACGUCAGUGAUGAUUAGUGAGCAAGACUACACAGAUCUGGUGAAACGGUGGUGUUCAUUUCCGGAUAUAAAAUGAUUCACAGCAAGUUAAUGAAAAGUGAUUUGUGCUUUUAAUUUGCUUUCCAAAAUGUUGUUUCCAUUCCCCCGCAGCAGCAGCCUGCAUUAACUAAACUUUGAUUAUUCACCUGAUAUGGGCCAUGGGAUAUGGGACUGCUAGUGCAGAUCUCCCAAAAAGUUAAUUUGCAAGUCGAAUCGAUAGUAAGGCUGUAAAUUCAAUGCUAGCAUUUAUAUCAAGAGGGCCGGAAUAUGAAAACAGAGGCGUUAUAAGGCGCUGGUCAGGCUGCAUUUGGAGUACUUGGAGCAAAUAUGGGUCCCAUAUCUGAGGAUGUGCUGGCUCUGGAGAGGGUCCAGAGGAGGUUUACAAGAAUGAUUCCAGGAAUGAGUGGGUUAGCAGAUGAUGAGUGCUUGACAGCACUGGGCCUCUACUCGUUGGAGUUUAGAAGGGGGGGGGGGGGGGGAUCUCAUUGAUGCUUACAGAAUAAUGAAAGGCAUAGAUAGCCUGAAUGUGGAAAGGAUGUUUCCACUGGUGGGAGUCUAGGACCAGAUGUCAGCCUCCGAAUUAAAGGGCGCUCUUUUGGAAAGGUGAGGAGGAACUUCUUUAGUCAGAGGGUAGUUAGUCUGUGGAAUUCAUUGCCACAGAGGGCUGUGGAGGCCAAGUCAGUGGAUAUUUUAAGGCAGAGAUAGACAAAGUCUUGAUUAGAACGGGUCUCAAGGGUUAUGGGGAGAAGGCAGGACAAUGGGAUUAAGAGGCAGAGAUCAGCCAUGAUUGAAUUGUGGAGUAGACUCGAAUGGCCAAGUUCUACUUCUAUGUCAUCUAUUGAUUACGUUUGAUCUUGCUGACUGCGCUCCCAAACUACCAUUCAUAAUAUUCAUCUUGGUAGGUGGAAUAGAAUCUUUAUUAUGUCCUGUUCCAUCAAUUGCCUAGUGCAUAAUGAGCCAAAUAUUCUUUAUACCUUUGCCAGUGCAGUUUUUGAGGGAGUCACUGUGAUUUGAUGUGAUGUGGUGACACUAUGAUGUGUCUAUGAUUUUGCAAAAACACAUAAUUAUUGCUAUAUUGAACCUUUGUUUGAAACUUUCUUCACAAAUUUAACAUCACACCAUCUAUUGUACUUCGAUCAAUGGAUAGUUCUAAUUUAAAUAUAUAAAAUACUCUUCACUAAUAUGUUACUUACUAUUAAUGUGACUUAAAACACUUGGUUAUCAAUCUUGUUUCUAAACAGUUUGUCCUUUGUAUGCCUAAAAUGGUUAAAAGCAAAGUGAAACAA